Messenger RNA from Phaedon cochleariae (mustard beetle), 2094 nucleotides. The record is from the annotation of a GenBank genome assembly. Lineage: Eukaryota; Metazoa; Arthropoda; Insecta; Coleoptera; Chrysomelidae.
UAUGAUCGGUAGAUGAGUAUAGUUCUACACGUUAUUAUUAUUUUUAACUCGGUUUGUGUAACUCAUUUUAAUCUGACCAAUUUCGAUUCCAGAGUAAUAAUUAACCUUUUAUACAUGCAAAAUACAUUUGUACCAGUUGAUAUGAGUGAAGAGAAUUAUUACAUUUCCAAAAAUGAUAAAUUCGGUCGGUUUAUGGUGGCAAAGAAAAAUAUCAAAGCAGGAGAGCUGAUUCUAUCAGAACUGCCUAUCAUGGUAGGAUCACCUAUCGAUGGGCCACUCAUCUGUUUCAAUUGCUGCAAUUAUGUGAAAUUCAUUGGAUCUGCAUUUUGCAAAGACUGCCAUUCUGCAAUUUUGUGUAGUUCGAAAUGUACAGGUAUUUUCCACACAAAAGAGGAAUGCGAGUCGUUCAAGAAAGCGAGUAUAAAUGGAACAGCUCUAGCAGAAAAUAAUCAAGUCAUAUUUCCACUACGUUGUUUAUUUUUGAAGAAAUAUAAACCAGAAGUUUGGAAACACAUUAUGGAAUUAGAAGCUCACUUAGAAAAUAGAAGGGAUAACCCAAUUUGGCGACGACACAAAAUUGCUGUAGAACAGAAUUUGAGACAUAUGAAUUUAUUAUCUGAAGAGGAUAUUGCAUCAGAGAUGGUGCAGAAAAUUUGUGGCAUAUUGGAUGUCAAUACUUUUGAAUUGAGACCACGCCAAAAUAAAGAGCCAGCAAUGUUAAGUCCUGGAACACAUCACUGCUUGAGAGGUCUCUAUUCCAAGGCAGCACUUAUGGCCCAUGAUUGCACUGGUAAUACCUUGUUAUCUGUCGACGAUGAUUUCGUUCUCACUAUCAAGGCUAGUAUAGAUAUUCAAAAAGAUGGCCCAAUACUUUUCAGCUACGCCAAUGUCUUAAAUGGUACUGUAGAUAGAAAACAACAUUUGCUGGAAGGAAAAUACUUCGAAUGCACCUGUGAAAGAUGUUCUGACCCAACCGAGUCCAACACUGAAAUUAGUUCCUUGAAAUGUCAUAAUUGUAAUAGAGGAACCGUGAGGAUGAAGGAUACAGCAAUCGUUAACUCUGAUUGGAUAUGCUCAGAUUGCCAAAAAACUUUCAGAUACUUCUUGAUGAACUUGGCUGUAGAAGAAGGAAGAAGGAAAAUACAAGAAAUAGAUAGAAGUGACAUGGAGGCUAUGGAAAAUUUAUUGAGUAAACUGCUUCAAACAUUUCAUGAAAAUCACUUCCUGAUAUUGGAAACAAAACAGAGUAUGAUCGGGCUGUACACCUACAUGCCACCCACCAGAAACAAUCUUCAGAAAAAAAUCAGGCUAUGUCAAAGUUUGAUUGAAGUUUUCUCUAAACUUGAACCUGGAAUCUCACGAAUGAAAGCAAUGGCUCUAUACCAAUUACAAUCAUCAUUGAUAGAUUUAGCAAACAAGGAAUACAAUGAUGGAUUGAUAAAUUUGGAAGAGCUAUUCUCCAACUUGAUGAAUGCAGAAAUGAAGCUGAAAGAAAGUAUCACAUAUCUCCUUUACGAACCUCCUAGAACUCCCGAAGGAAGGAUUACAAAAAUUGCACUAUCAGAACUAAACAUGUUGAGAGCAUCAAUUGCUAAUAUAAAGAAUGAUUUGCUCUUUGUCAACCUGAUUUCAAACAAAAAAACAACUAUCAAAAACAUAAAGGGAGAUAAAUCAUGCAACAUUGACAAGACAUUGCCAACAAAAUCAUCUACUGGAGAUUCAGAUAUGGAAUCUAUUCGGAGAAAGAGAAACAAAAAUAAACAUAAGUAGGUUUAGUCAGCGUACAUACAUUAGACGUUUAGUCGAUGAAAAUAUAUAUGCAUUUUUAUUUAUGGAUAUCGUGAAGAUGAUGGGCCUUCCAUCAUGGUUCCGAAUUUCUUGACUCUUCAGUGUACCUUAUAAUUUUCUUCGAAAAAAAUACUGAUGGAUACACUCACAACUAUAAUAAUCCCAUUGGAAGGCAGCAUUUCAUUUAUUUGAAUUAUAUAUACAAUUAUUAGUCAAUUCAUAGAAGAAUAAAGAAUGUUGAGAAUUUUCCACAAUGCACAAUUUCAUGUACUCUCUAUAUGAACAUACUAUAUAAACAUUUGAUGA